This is a messenger RNA of Ostertagia ostertagi, 393 nucleotides long. NCBI's taxonomy places the organism in Eukaryota, Metazoa, Nematoda, Chromadorea, Rhabditida, Trichostrongylidae. The record is from the annotation of a GenBank genome assembly.
AUGUACCUCUGGCUUGACGUGGUCCAUGACGGCCACAGGUUUUCAUCUGUGUGGUCCAUUGAAAUUCAAACAAAAACUAUGAAAUUUAGGGAUGUGCAACAUCAAAGUAAGCAUCGCCAUUGCAAUUCUAGGCAUAAGUGCUGGAAUCAUGGCAGGCCUAUGCUUUGCCAUACAGUACCACAACUGGUCCGCCACGAUUAUGGCGUUUAUCUCAGCUCUGGCAGCCUCGAUUUUGUUGUACAUUCAUAUGGCUUACAUGAAAGGAUGGAUGGUCGACUGGCCUCACGCCCGCUUUGUUUGCUUUACUUGGGCUGGAUGGGUGUUCUUCGCCAUCGGAAUGAUUGGUAUGACAGCAUGUCUAGUGAACGCCAGGAGUCAAGCACCAGACGUUGA